Messenger RNA from Pongo pygmaeus (Bornean orangutan), 744 nucleotides. Its product is annotated as transcription factor NF-E4-like. The transcript is spliced from 4 exons. NCBI's taxonomy places the organism in Eukaryota, Metazoa, Chordata, Mammalia, Primates, Hominidae. The record is from RefSeq and is a predicted model, not a curated record. The coding region runs from base 1 to 744 and encodes 247 amino acids.
AUGUCUGGCCUGGCUUUAAGAGCCAUGGACUCCUUCUUGCUGGACUUCAUGGAGGCCCACAGUAAGCGCUGGAAGAAAACCAGAAGUGGGAACCAGGAAUGGGUGCCAGAGGGCAAGCCUGAGCUGCAGGCACUCAGGCCCAGUCCCAAGGCGCAAGAACACCUGCGCCAGCAGCGUGCAUCAGCAAGAAAGCAGAAGCAGGAAGAGAGUCGGCCGGCAGAAGACACUUACCCCCUGAAGACUGAGAGAGAGGCUGUCCGGAGCCUUACAUCUGGUGCCGAAAUCCAGAAGGGGCUCCGGUCCGUGUCCCUUGUGUCCUUCCACCCUGGACGGCAGUCCACAGCAACCGGACAAAGGAAGCUCCUCAGCCUCCAGUCACUUCUCUGUGCAUGCACACCAGUCACUGAUCUCACCUACUGGGCUCUGUGGGCCCACGGGGCCGCAGCUCCACACAGAAGCCUCCUAGCAAUCCACCUCCACCUGGCGCCUGUUUCAAGUGUGGCAAUGAAGGCCACUGGUCCAGACAAUGCCCAAACCCAGGUAAGCCCACCAGGCUGUACCCCCUCUGUGGAGGACCCAACGGGAAGUCAGACUGUGAGCAGCCCCCACAAGGACUGCCCCCAUCCCUUCCUGAGCCAGUCAAAACCUCCUACUCGUAUCUCAUUGGCCUUGCUGCUGAAGACUGCCGGUGCCCUGGAACAGACACCCCGGCAACUACCAUCUCUUCAUGUGAGCCAAGGGUAA